Diachasmimorpha longicaudata is the source of this 1721-nucleotide messenger RNA. Its product is annotated as putative ribosome-binding factor A, mitochondrial. Lineage: Eukaryota; Metazoa; Arthropoda; Insecta; Hymenoptera; Braconidae. The coding region runs from base 262 to 1374 and encodes 370 amino acids. The record is from RefSeq and is a predicted model, not a curated record. The transcript is spliced from 4 exons. Gene Ontology annotation, biological process: rRNA processing.
AUUUUCUGCUUCCGAUGCUCCAGAAUAAACCUUCUCAUUUUAGUAUUUACCUUUAUUAAUUAUAAUCAUUACAAUGAUAACGAUAAUAAUCAUAGUGGUAGCAAUAAUAAUGAUGAGAAUAUUUUUUUAUUAUUUUAUAAUCGAAUGAUGGCGCCACAAUCCAAGGUGUAAGUUGGGUUAGGUGGUGUUUGGAAACACUUUAUAACCUCCAAAGUCAAGUCCUUAUAUUUUUAUUUUCAAUUGUGUAAUAAACAGUGAGCAAUGUUUCAGUUGAAUAAAUCAGUAUUGACAUAUAGUUUUAGUCGUUAUUUCGUUACUAGUUGUACAAAGAAUAAAAAUUAUCUUGCUAGGGAAAGUAAAUUUAUGAAAAAACUCAUGCGUGGAGAUGCUCCAAAAAAAAAGUGGCACAUGACGAGACAGGGGAAAGUGCAACAAUCAUUCAGCGCCGAUACGACUAAACUCGUUAGUCCCCAUGUCAUACGACGUGUCAACGUAUUGAAUAAAUUAUUUAUGAUGCACAUCACAGAUUUGAUGACAACUGGAGAAUUGUCGGCAACACUUGUCGGCCGAGGUAUCGAAGUAUCUCAUGUUAAAUUGGCCAAUGAUUUUCAUGUUGUUAGAGUUUACUGGUUUUGCAAUGAUGAUGAUACUGAUCGGGCAAAUGAAACUGCUCGGCUAUUGGGGCAAAUUGCUUUUGCAUUGAGACAUGAGUUAUCACAAUUAAAAGUCAUUGGUGUUGUGCCACCAAUACUAUUCGUUAAAGAUAAAAGUGUAGCUGCCAAUGUGGAACUCCAAAAGCGAAUUGCAGAAGCUGAUUAUGGAGAAGAUCACGUUCCAGUUGUGAAAAUGUCCCCGCCAAAACCGCGAUUGACUUUGUACACACAAUUGCCAGAGGAUGUUAAAAGAAAAAUUUUAGAAUUCACAGAGAAAGAGAAAGAGGAGGCAGAGGCAGAGGCAGAGGAGACGGAAGAGGAUGAUUCACUUUAUAUUGCAGAUCUUCCUCCCAUGAAACAUAAUGUACUUGGAUUGAAUCAUUGGAAAAUAAUGUCCGAGGUGAAAAUAUCUCUCAAUAAACUACGUGCGGUUGCGACUUCGAAGAAACAAUGGUCACCACUCGAUUAUCAACAACCAUUGUAUGCCGAAAACAUGAAAACGCAUCAAAAUACUAAGGAAGAAAUGAAGGCAUUCGAAGAUUUCUUAGCAAAAAGGAAAAUCGAGGAUAAACGCAGAGAUCGAUGGGAAUUGAGAGAUUGGAAUUGCAUAUCUGACGAUAAUGCAGAAAGAGAGGAUCAGGACGAAAUCGAUAACGACUUCGAAGAGGAACACUAUGACAAUAGUUUUGAUCACACUGAUUCUCAAGAAGCUCUGCGAUGAUAUCUUCUCUGAAUGUGGAUGAGCAGGAAAUGAAAGGAUAAUUUUAGACGUCUUCUCCUUCGAUUAAUCAAUUUGUUAACCAGCACUGGCAGAAAAACAACAGAAUCCGAAAUCAAGUCUUACUUGUACCAAACCUUUCCUUAGAAAUGAUCAAAGGAGGAGCUUUGUCACUCACAGAUGACAUAUUUCUUGACAAACUCUCAGAUGUAACAAACAUUUUUAUCCGUAAGAGGUAAGGUCUGAUCCACUUAUUUCGUUGUUAUUGGAAGGAACACAAUUGCCCAUUUCUGAGCUUCUAAAAUCUGUAAUGAAUUGUUGAACUAGGAUAAAUACAUUUUCUUAACGCA